Schistosoma rodhaini is the source of this 2128-nucleotide messenger RNA. The record is from the annotation of a GenBank genome assembly. Lineage: Eukaryota; Metazoa; Platyhelminthes; Trematoda; Strigeidida; Schistosomatidae.
AAUGAAUAUCUCGACUCAGCACAGAAAUCGAAUUUUUUUACACAUUUAACAUCAACUUUUAAAUGCUCUGCUUUCCAAAUACCGAUUUGGUUAUCGCUUGGAAAGAAAACAGAAAUGUCUUUAUCAUCGAAGAAUGAUUUUUUAUUUUAGUACAUAUAUCCUAUUCCCAAUUGCUUUUGUGAGAGUUUUAGCCUACACAGAUGACUUGAUCGAUAUUACAUUUGGUCAGCGAGAUUCUGCCUUCCUAAUCAGAGACAAUCAAAGCCUCAAAUAUGAUUCGUCAAUACGUUUUGCAUCAGCAAGCAACUUGGAUCGUUAUGAGAUCGAUGCAUCGCUAGGAUUUUUGCACAGUUCUUUAACUGUCUUAGGUGAUAAGCUGAUCAAAAAUUCAAAAUUUCAUGUGACUGUACAUAGUUUUGAUACGGAGAUAAGCGAAGAAACAAAAACGUUGCAUUUUCUGUGUCAUGCGAGCUACUAUGGUAAAUUCAGUGAAUUAGGAUUCGAAUCGGGCAAUAUGUGUUGCAUUAUAUCAAUAAAUGUUUCGUACUUUAAGGAGCUGACAUCUUGUGUUUUAGUUAUCGACCACCUUAGUGAAAACUGGAUAUGCCAUGCAUCAAUUCAACUUCCACAAGCUCUUUGGAAGCAGAAUCAGUCGCCAGAAGUUACUCUUGCAUAUACGUCAUCGGAUUUUAUUUCAAAUUCGUACAACAAACAACAACAUGAUAAUCAUGAUAAUUUUAAGUUCUGUCACUUGUCACUGAAUCAUGCCAAGCUAUCAUUUGUUUCUAUUCCGUCAGUUAGUAUUGCACAUACGGUCCCAGAUGCUAUUCGUGAAUUAGGAAGAAGUUUAUUGUUACAGAUUCCGAGGAGGGAAUUAAAAACAAAUGAGGAAUUUUUGGUAACAGUUCGUCUGAAACGUUUUGACGAUGUGUCGGAUUUUACUUUGAGGUAUGUAAAGUUCAGAAAGCCUGUUUUUGACGUUUCUGUUAGUUUUAGUAGGCAUGUAUACGCAAUAACUUACUACACAUAAUUAUUUACAAAGAAAAAUCUUGGCUAAACACUGAUUUGGAAACACAGUGAAUGCUACCAGAUAUAGCUCUUCAGCACACAGGUUUAUGUCGUGAAGUUUUGAAAAUAUUCUCUUUUCUUCUAAUGCGGAUUAUUCGAUCCGACCAAAUUAUAAAUAGAACAAUUAUUUAUAGAUAUGAAAACACCACAGCUACUUUGUUUUUUAAAGUUAUGUAACGGUUGUGAUUAAGAAAAGAACUUGAUUCCCGGUAUAAAACCAUAACACUGUAAAUGUUUGGCAAAAAACUUUGAACACUUUGAACUUAAAGAGUUAUUACCCCAUCGUGCCUUAUUCUACUUUCAAAUAAACAUGGACUGAAAAUGAAGUGUCUAUAUUGGUUUUAAGAAUAACUGUACACACAAGAAGUUUUUGAGAUAUUUUGUGAGCUGUUACUUAUUAAAGUACUUUGAUUAAAUUUGAUAAGUGGUUGUUUGAAUCUACUAUUUUAGUUGCUUGAGUUUCUGAAAAAAUCUAAACAUUUGUGUCAUUUAUCACUUGAAAUAUUAAUUAAACAAGAAUUUUUAGUAAUUUCCUCAUCAAUACUUUAUUUUGUAAGCUUAUAUUUUUAUACUAAAAUGGUCCCACGAUUCUGCAAAUACUCCAUCAUUAGUAAUGUUUUAUCAUAGUCACAAAAGUUUGUACGACUUGAACCACUACCACAUUAUAAUCGAACUACCAGGAAAUGCAAAAGCCUAGCUCAAAUUUUCAUGACAUUGUGAUUCUAAAUGAGAUUUCAAGAAACCUUUGGAGCAACCGUUGGUGAUAACAAAACUCUUCAAACAGCUUUUCUUAUUUAUUUUCUUAGGCAUUUACACUGAGUAAAGUUAAAUAAAGAUAGCUGAAAGAAUGUUGAUAAAUUUAUUUUUCUUUAAGACCUGGGGUACAUUUGCCUGCCAAAAAUGCAUAUCAAAACAUAUACACUGAUACCACAUCUUUCCUAGCCUUUGGUACCUAAAUGUUCCUUAAAUGACAAAAUACGUAGUCAACAUCAGCCCUGUGUUAGUAUAGUCUUUAAAAAUGUCACAGGUAUUCAUAAUUCGACAACUCUUUUGUCCUUGA